UUAUUGGACAAAAAGAGCUUAGCAGCGGCUGCGAUUUGUAUCACACUGGUAGCCUACAUUUGUCAGUUCUGCCUUUCCCUCUAGUGUUCUCCUAAACCCCCACGGAAUUACAAAGUGGAAACAGGACUGUGGUGUUGAGGAGGGAGUAAAGAGCCGACCAUGAUAACAUCUGCCGCUGGAAUAAUUUCUCUCCUUGACGAGGACGAGCCCCAGCUCAAGGAGUUUGCACUGCACAAACUUGACUCCAUUGUCAAUGACUUCUGGGCUGAGAUCUCGGGAUCAGUAGACAAAAUCGAGGUUUUGUAUGAGGAUGAGACGUUUCGGAGCAGAGAAUUUGCUGCCCUGGUGGCCUCUAAGGUCUUCUACCACCUUGGAGCCUUUGAGGAAUCCCUGAACUACGCUCUGGGUGCAGGAGAUCUAUUCAAUGUCACAGAUGACUCGGAGUAUGUGGAGACUAUUAUUGCCAAAUGCAUCGACCACUACACCAAGCUCCGGGUCGAGAACUCCGAGUUGCCGGAGGAUGAGGAGAAGAAGAGCAUCGACCCUCGCCUGGAGGGCAUCGUCAACAAGAUGUUUUUGCGUUGCCUAGACGACCACAAGUACAAGCAGGCCAUUGGAAUUGCCCUGGAAACCAGGCGGCUCGACAUCUUUGAGAGGACCAUCUUGGAAUCGAAUGAUGUGGGAGGCCUUCUUGCGUACAGCCUGAAGGUGUGCAUGUCCCUGAUGCAAAACAAGAAGUUCCGUAACGAGGUGCUCCGAGUGCUGGUCAAGCUCUACAUGAACCUAGAGAAGCCUGAUUUCAUCAACGUCUGCCAGUGCUUGAUUUUCCUGGACGACCCGCAGGCUGUGAGCGACAUCCUGGAGAAGCUGGUGAAGGAGGACAACCUGCUUAUGGCCUACCAGAUCUGCUUCGACCUGUACGAGAGCGCUAGCCAGCAGUUCCUCUCAUCUGUCAUCCAGAACCUGCGCACCGUCGGCACACCCAUCCCCGCAGUGCCCGGCUCCACCAACACAGGCACUGUGCCCACGGCAGACAAAGACAGUGAUACAAUGGAGACAGACGAUAAGGCUGGCAGCUCCCCUGCUGGAAAACCUGCAGAAACGAAGGACGAGCCCAAAGACCAGAACACCAAGAUGAUCAAAAUACUCAGUGGGGAGAUGGCGAUUGAGCUGCACCUGCAGUUCCUCAUCCGAAACAACAACACAGACCUAAUGAUUCUCAAAAACACAAAGGAUGCAGUCCGAAAUUCAGUGUGCCACACAGCCACGGUGAUAGCCAACUCUUUCAUGCACACAGGAACCACAAGUGACCAGUUUCUUAGAGAAAACUUGGAGUGGCUAGCCAGAGCCACCAACUGGGCCAAGUUCACAGCCACAGCUAGUCUGGGUGUCAUCCACAAGGGCCAUGAGAAAGAGGCACUUCAGUUAAUGGCCACCUACCUGCCCAAAGACACCUCUCCUGGCUCUGCCUACCAGGAGGGAGGAGGCCUCUAUGCUCUGGGACUCAUCCAUGCCAACCAUGGUGGCGACAUCAUCGACUACCUGCUUAGCCAGCUCAAGAAUGCCAGCAAUGAUAUUGUCCGUCAUGGUGGCGCCCUUGGCCUGGGGUUGGCUGCCCUGGGCACAGCCAGACAGGAUGUUUAUGACUUGCUCAAGUCCAACCUGUACCAGGAUGAUGCUGUUACUGGUGAAGCGGCAGGCCUGGCCCUCGGCCUGGUCAUGCUGGGCUCCAAGUCGGCCCAAGCCAUUGAGGACAUGGUUGGCUACGCUCAGGAGACACAGCAUGAGAAGAUCCUGCGUGGCCUAGCAGUGGGCAUUGCCAUGGUCAUGUACGGUCGCAUGGAGGAGGCCGACGCCCUCAUCGAGAGCCUGUGCAGAGACAAGGACCCCAUCCUGCGGCGCUCUGGAAUGUACACGGUGGGCAUGGCCUACUGCGGCUCUGGAAACAACAAAGCCAUCCGACGCCUGCUGCAUGUCGCUGUGAGCGAUGUGAAUGACGACGUCCGAAGGGCUGCUGUCGAGUCCAUUGGCUUCAUCAUGUUCAGGACUCCAGAGCAGUGUCCCAGUGUUGUGUCCCUCCUCUCAGAGAGCUACAACCCCCAUGUGCGCUGUGGAGCCGCUAUGGCUCUUGGCAUCUGCUGCGCUGGGACGGGCAACAAGGAGGCCAUCAACCUGCUGGAGCCUAUGACCAACGACCCAGUGAACUAUGUGAGACAGGGUGCCCUCAUCGCCUCCGCCCUCAUCAUGAUACAGCAAACUGAAGUCACCUGCCCUAAAGUGAACCAGUUCAGACAGCUUUACUCCAAGGUGAUCAACGACAAACAUGAUGACGUCAUGGCAAAGUUUGGCGCCAUCCUGGCACAGGGCAUCCUGGAUGCAGGUGGACGCAACGUGACCAUCUCUCUGCAGUCCAGGACGGGCCACACCCACAUGCCCUCAGUGGUGGGCCUUCUGGUCUUCACCCAGUUCUGGUUCUGGUUCCCUCUCUCCCACUUCCUGUCGCUGGCCUUCACACCCACCGCCAUAAUCGGCCUCAACAAGGACCUCAAGAUGCCCAAGGUGCAGUAUCGCUCCAACUGUAAGCCCUCCACUUUUGCCUACCCACCAGCCCUGGAGGUGCCCAAGGAGAAAGAGAAGGAGAAGGUAUCCACUGCCGUUCUUUCAAUCACAGCCAAAGCCAAGAAGAAGGAGAAGGAAAAGAAGGAGAAGGAGGAGGAGAAGAUGGAAGUGGAGGUCCAGGAAGCUGAAAAGGAGAAGAAGGAUGAGGAGAAGGACAAAGAGAAGAAGAAGGAGCCGGAGCCCAACUUCCAGCUCCUGGAGAACCCGGCCAGAGUGAUGCCCGCCCAGCUCAAAGUGCUCACCAUGCCAGAGACCUGCCGCUACCAGCCCUUCAAACCGCUGCACACAGGCGGCAUCAUCAUCAUGAAGGACACCAGCGAGGAAGAGGAGGAGCUGGUGGAGCCCGUCUCAGCUCACGGCCCCAAGAUCGAGGAGGAGGAGCAGGAGCCGGAGCCCCCCGAGCCCUUUGAGUACAUUGAUGAGUAGACACGCUUCCACCACUCAGGUGGCGUCAGAAGAACUGAGAGCCCAGCAUGUUUAACCCCCCGUGUGUCCCCUCUGUGUAUCCAUCCACCUCCCUCGAUCACUUCCUCUUUUACACGUUCCUUCCCUGUCCUGGCCCCUCUUUUGUCAGACAGGGAAUGUUUUACAUUCUCUUGUUAAAUGCUAUAAUUUUCUGUCCGUACAAUAAAAAAAGAUAUAUAUAUAUAUA
Molecule: messenger RNA, 3271 nt
Organism: Myripristis murdjan (pinecone soldierfish)
Lineage: Eukaryota; Metazoa; Chordata; Actinopteri; Holocentriformes; Holocentridae
Gene: psmd1
Product: proteasome 26S subunit, non-ATPase 1
Exons: 25
Coding region: 160-3045 (961 amino acids)
Biological process (GO): regulation of protein catabolic process; proteasome-mediated ubiquitin-dependent protein catabolic process
Cellular component (GO): proteasome regulatory particle, base subcomplex; proteasome storage granule; nucleus
Molecular function (GO): enzyme regulator activity
Source: RefSeq, a predicted model, not a curated record